Molecule: messenger RNA, 3435 nt
Organism: Caenorhabditis bovis
Lineage: Eukaryota; Metazoa; Nematoda; Chromadorea; Rhabditida; Rhabditidae
Source: the annotation of a GenBank genome assembly
AUGUGGCAACUAUCACUUUUAUUAUUAAUAUCUCCAAUUAUAGCUCAAAAUAAAGACAAUGAAAAAUUGAUAAGUUUCGACGCUUGCAAAUCCGACAUCCACAAAUAUUGUAGCGGAAAAGAUGUGGAUUUGAAUAGCGAUUUGUCGAUUCUCGAAUGCCUUCAAGACGCCGGAUUCUCGGAGACCAACACGCUUUCCGAGCAGUGCGAGAAGCUCGUUUGGGAUUUCAAAGUCAAACUAACUCAGGACGAUCGAUUCAAUGCCGCCGCCAAGCAAUAUUGCGAGGAGGAAUUGAAAUCGGUUCAAGGAAUGCAAUAUUGUACAACGCUCACACAACCGGGAUACUCGCUAAGUUGCUUGAUUGACUUCCUUCCAAACAUCACCCAAUCAUCAAAAUGCCAUUCCUUCUUAGGAAGAACAGAGCGUCUCGCAUUCUCUGACUUCCGCCUCGUCGGACCAUUCAUCACAAAGUGCCGAUCAGUCUUAGAUAGCUUCAAUUGUACCACAUUGACGCCGAACGCGGCUCAUAAGGGCGUUCGAGUGGCUCACACCCAAGGAAUGGCGCUUGAAUGCAUUCUCGACAGAGUUGUGAAGAACGCGAAGACGCAAGCCGAUGCUCUUGCGAUUCUUGGCGAUGAAUGUAAGCAUGAGGUGUUGAGAUUGGCUGAAAUGCAAGCCGACGACUUUCAUCUCGAUCGCCCGCUUUUCUUUGCGUGUAGGGCUGAUAGAGAGAGGUACUGUAAAGACGUUCCAUCGGGCCAGGGCAAGGUGUUCGAGUGUUUGAUGCUUUCAAGAAACGAUCAAUUCAUGGAUCCUCAGUGCUCGAAUAUGCUCGCCGAGCGCGCGUUCCUCAUGGGACGCGACUAUCGCAUGGCUCAUCCGUUGACGAAAGCGUGCCAGCCGGAGUUGGCGCGCUACAAAUGCGAGCCGCAGAGCCAACUCGAGGCCGCCGUCCACUUCCAUCUCUCAUGGAUCCUGUUGUGUCUUGAGAACGGCGCCAAUCAGCCGGAGCACAAAGAGGCGCCGCCGUCGCGCGAAUGCAUGCACGAGAUGUUGAACCAUCGUCAAAUGAUGAUGACGCACUUCAAAAUGGCGCCGGAGAUUGUGAUGCAAUGCUCGGCGGAGAUCGACAAAUGGUGUAGUCCGCGCGGCGACAUCGAAGCCGAAGGCAAAACGCUUCAUUGUCUUAUGGAGCACGCGGAGACGCGAAACGAGACGCUCAAAUUGGGACCACAAUGUAUUCAAGCGCUCACCGAAGUCAUCAAGGUUGCCGACAUUGGAAGGAACUACAAGGUUGAUCGCGUUUUGUACGCCUCGUGCAAGAGUCUUAUUGAUGGCCGAUGCGCUCAGGACGCCAACUCGGAAAUGUCGACGCUUCAAUGCUUGAUGCGCAACGUCGACAGUCCCGACAUGGUUCCGGAUUGCGAGAAGCGCCUUCUCGAGGUCCAAUACUUCAUGUCGCGCGAUUGGACACUCGAGCCGAGUCUCUAUGAAGCGUGUCACGCCGAAGCCGUCACGAGAUGUUCGGCGGUCGACAAUUGGCAUCAGCAGCACAACACGAACAAUCAGGUAGAUCCGGGACCGCAGGUUCUCGCCUGCCUCUACAGAAGUGCCUAUGACGAGGCGAAUCCGCUCUCUCAACGUUGCGGAACAGAAGUGCGCAAUUUGUUGCGAAUGCGCGCCGCGCGCGUCAAUCUCAUUCCCGAGAUCGAGGACUCGUGCCGCGAGGCGCUCUCGGCGUUCUGCUCGAACAACGUCAAACCGCAAGAGGAGAUGAUGUGCCUACAGAAGAACUUUGAAACCGAGGCGUUCAAACGAAAAUACCCCGAAUGCCAUUCGGAGAUCACCCGAUUCACCGAGAUGGAGGCAAAAGACACGAAACUCAAUCAGUUGCUCACGAAGGCUUGCAAGCCGGUCAUCAUGACGCACUGCGAGCAGUUCGCGAACGAGGAGAUCGAUCAUGGCGAUGUUCUUGAAUGUCUCGUCAAUAAUAAGAAUGCCAAAGAGAUGACGACCAAGUGUAGAUCAUACGUCAAUCAUUUCGAGCUCAUCUCGCUUCGCGAUUAUCAUUUCAGCUAUAAAUUCGAGCAGGCUUGCAAGAACGACAUCGCGUUGAACUGUCGCAAUCAUAAUAAUGACAAGGGCGAGAUCAUCCGAUGUUUGUCGGAGGUUCGCUUCGAGCACAAAGUCCUUGGAGCCGAACGCGAUUUGUCGGAUGCGUGCAAGAAGCAGCUCAAAGUCGCCUAUCUUCAACAAGAACAGGUAGAAUUUGAUGAUAAAGAGCAUAUGGCUGAGGCUGAUCCGAAACUCUCGCAAAAAUGCGCCAACGAGAUUGUGCAAUUUAAGUGUAACGCGGCUGAAACUUUCGAGGACACAAUUGAAUGCCUUCGAUUGAAUUUCGAGCAACUUGGUCCCGAAUGCAAAUCGAUGAUAUUCUAUCGCGAGAAAAUUGAGGCGGUCGACAACUCGAUGGACGACGAGCUCAUUAAGAAAUGCAGAUACGAUAUUGGCAAAUUCUGUGGCAACGCCGAAAUCGACAACGUUUUGGAGUGUUUGACGAACUCGAAAAUCGUGCGACUCCUCCAACGCGAAUGCAAAUCGGUGGUGAAGGAGCGAAUGCAGGAAUCGGCGAGAGACGUACGAUUGAGGCCGGGAUUCAUGGCGGCGUGUAAGACGGAAGCCCAACAAUACUGCCCCGAUGAUAUGAAGAAGCUCAACAUGCCGCAAUACUCGCAACAGGUGCUUGACGGCGUUGUGAUGAACUGUUUGCGCGACAAAUUCCGCCAAUCGAUAACGGACGAGACGCACGUGCAGUUCAGCGCGCAAUGCACCGGCGAGAUCUCGCGCGUCAUCAUCGAGGCCGAAUUCGAUCCGCAACUCGAUCCGCCGCUAUACAACGCGUGCAAGAGCACCAUUAGUCUGCAUUGCUCGCAUUCGGUGAUAUCGACGGGUGGCAAUUUCGACAAUGUUCUUGAAUGCCUGAAAAACGAUUUCAACAAGGGCGCGAUUCGCGAUGGCGCUUGCUAUCAGCAAAUCGCUCGACGCCUUCAAGAAUCGCUUGUCGACAUCCACUUGGAUCCGGUGCUUCAUGAGGUCUGCGCCACCGACAUCUUCCGGUUUUGCAAAGACGUUCCGCCGGGACAUAGUCGAAUUAUUAUGUGCCUUAUGGAUACGACCGAUAGGAAUGCGGAAGGAUUGACGCGGGAUUGCAAGCAGAAGCUCAGCGAUCGGAAUAAGCUUUGGAUGAAAGCGCACGCGGAAUAUCAAAUGGCUUUGCCCGACUCGUUCCACGCGCUAGCGAAUCUUGUGAUGGAGCAUCCGCAACGCAACUCGAUUCUUGGCUACGUCGCCGCAAUUGUGUUCGUCAUCUUAUUAUUGGGAUGCUGCUGCGGACGCGCGUCGAAACGCCAAUAUCAGGAGAUGAAGAAUCGUUGA